Messenger RNA from Perkinsus marinus ATCC 50983, 1084 nucleotides. RefSeq lists its product as hypothetical. The coding region runs from base 22 to 1068 and encodes 348 amino acids. The record is from RefSeq and is a predicted model, not a curated record. NCBI's taxonomy places the organism in Eukaryota, Perkinsozoa, Perkinsida, Perkinsidae. The transcript has a single exon.
AGUUGAUUGAUCACUGAAAUCAUGGCCGAUCAGGAAGUCGUCCUCCAAGAAAUUGUGGCGGAUGUUGCACCAGGCACCAAUCCGGUGGCGGUGGCCAAGAGAGAGUUCCUCUUAAAUCAGAGUCGAGGUUUGACUUUACAGGUGGUGGGAAAGUUACAGGAGUCCUUCUGGGAAGCUGCGGCUGCAGAAGUCGAGUGCAUCGAAAUUCCACCACCUGAUGAGGAGGCCGCAGCGAAAGCAGCAAGAACUACACGAUGGCGGCGGGUGCUAACGUCCACAGGAGCAGCAUUCUCGGAAGAAUGUAAUAGGUAUGUCAUCAGUGCGUCGGAGAGAGCACGGAAAACAUUGACGAAGACUCCUGAAGUUGACCUCCCCAGUUUGGUCCAGAAAGCCACCGAACGAACUGGACUCGAGAUACCACAAAUACUUAUACCAACGGCUAAGUCCGUAGCAGCGGUGAAAGAUGGGAAGUUUGUUGAGCUGGCAGAGUUCAGGAACUCCUUCGUGGAGAAGUCCGAGGGCACUGAAGUGAUGACGAGCAUUCAUGGAGAAGUAAUACAAGUACUGAAGCCCCGAAAAAGGGCAGAAGAUCUGUUUGUGCCGAGCUCUGAGAUUGCGGGAUGUCUAUUCCGAUGGGCCACUGCAGUUUGGUUGGCUUAUCCAGAAGGCAAUUAUCUUUUGUUAUUUGCCUAUGUUAUGAGGGUUCUGAACUUUGGCGCCCAAGGCUGGGGUCGGGCAAUGUUCUAUGACCGUUAUCAUAGACAGUCAGUCCCCCGUAGAUUAGCGAUCAAGAAGGGUGCCUCAAUUUAUGAUAUGUACUCUGAUGCGGUAGUCACCGACUCCUUCGGCGAGGCAAAGCUCAAGUACACAGGUGAGUCGAAUUCCCAACCUCUGAAACCAGGCAAUAGCUCUGGUCAAGGCAAGGGAGCAAGAACCUCCAAGGGUGGUAAUGGUGGCAAAGUCUUAAAUCGGUCUGGAAAGGGUAGCAGAGCAGGCAAAGGUGGCCCUUAUACAUAUCCGAAGUCUACAGACAGCAAACCAACGAAGGAUGAGGCCAAUAGAGGCUAAGGUGACGUGCUUAUUC